This is a messenger RNA of Macroventuria anomochaeta, 954 nucleotides long. RefSeq lists its product as uncharacterized. The transcript has 2 exons. NCBI's taxonomy places the organism in Eukaryota, Fungi, Ascomycota, Dothideomycetes, Pleosporales, Didymellaceae. The coding region runs from base 144 to 911 and encodes 255 amino acids. The record is from RefSeq and is a predicted model, not a curated record.
AUCAAGAUCAGCAGAUGUCAUAUGGAAUUGCGCAGUAACAAGCUUAUCAGCCAAUCAGCCCAGAGACGAAGCAGAAGCCGCCCCCGCAUUUCUUGAGGGCGCUCAGUGAUGGUGUACAGGCAAUAACUGCGAUCAGAAUUCUGAUGGGCACGGUCACGCUCUCCAGUGCUUCGAAUCCAAUUCUGGUGCUCAUCGAUUCUACUGUGCCUCAUCUUUGGCUGCCACGGUCCGUAUGCGAUCAGUUUGAGCAGGUCUUCGGCCUUAACCUCUUGAAUGAUAAGCCUUCCGUCGUGAUUGUGUUGGGUAAUGACAAUGAUCCCGAUGAUUUGACACAGAUCACGCUGCCGUUCGCAGCAUUGGAUCUCCAGGCGUCGUAUCCAAUCUAUCCCAAGGCGACACCUUACUUUCCGAUCCGACGAGCUGCGAACGAUACGCAGUACACUCUUGGUCGAGCGUUUCUGCAAGAGGCGUAUGUCAUUGCAUACUACGAGAGGUCGAAUUCUUCGGUGCACCAAACGGUUUUCGAUUACCAGCCGCGGAAACUUGUCGCCAUCUAUCACCAAGGUUAUAUACACACUAACACAAGCCCGACGUCAAACAAGUCAUUGAGCGCCGGUGCUAUUGUGGGGAUCGUGAUCGGUGUCGUUGUCGGAUUGGGCAUACUCAGUGGGGUGGUAUGGUUCCUCUGGCGCCGAAGACAGCGCGAUGAGACGUCUCCUGUGCCGUACCCCGAGAAGAUGGACGAGCACUCGGUCGAGUACUACCAGAAGGUUAUGAGACAAGAACCGCUAUAUGAGCUCAAUCAUGACGCUAGUGUGCAGGAAGCGGACAGCGAAUCGCACGUCGAGCUCGAGACUUCGAGGAUACAUCUGGUAUCGGACGAUGCGCGACAAUCUGAAUUGCCCGGGUAGAUGGCCGAAUGUAUAUUACCAGGAGUUUCGAUGUGCGGCCAUU